CCUGCAGACCAAAUCAACAUUAACAAAAAGAGUAUUUUCUUACAACAAAAAUGGCUUCUUCAUCCAAGAUCAAUGUCAUGAUAGCUGUUGUUGUGCUUGUUGUAUCAGUAAUGUCAAUUGGGGAAGCGACAGCAGCUCGGCGUCUUCAGCAAAUGGGUGGUUUUCCCUCAUUCCCUAUGCCUACUAAUCCAGGUUUUCCUAGUCCAUCAACUGGUGGUGGUUUCCCCUCAUUCCCUAUGCCUACUACUCCAUCAACUGGCUUUGGUGGCCUGCCUAAUUUUCCAUUUCCCUCAUUCCCCAACACUCCAGCUGAUCCCAAUGUUCCUGCACAAACCACUACUCCUUGAAAUGUGACUUCAUAUCUUCUGAUGAUGCAAUUAACUUCUAAUUAUGUGUUUCUAUUGUUUAAAUUAAAUUGCUUAUAUAGUGAAGCAAUUGUUGCUUAAUGUUUGUUGUUAUUUAUGUAUCUAAGCUUUCAAUACUACUA
Molecule: messenger RNA, 487 nt
Organism: Solanum tuberosum (potato)
Lineage: Eukaryota; Viridiplantae; Streptophyta; Magnoliopsida; Solanales; Solanaceae
Product: vacuolar protein sorting-associated protein VTA1 homolog
Exons: 2
Coding region: 51-347 (98 amino acids)
Source: RefSeq, a predicted model, not a curated record